Molecule: messenger RNA, 895 nt
Organism: Brassica oleracea var. oleracea
Lineage: Eukaryota; Viridiplantae; Streptophyta; Magnoliopsida; Brassicales; Brassicaceae
Product: 50S ribosomal protein L9-like
Exons: 6
Coding region: 109-771 (220 amino acids)
Biological process (GO): translation
Cellular component (GO): mitochondrion; ribosome
Molecular function (GO): structural constituent of ribosome
Source: RefSeq, a predicted model, not a curated record
GCUAAAACCUCGUCUGCGGUUUCCCCUUUCUUCUAGCUCGUGAAAAAGAAACGUCGAAUAGUAUCGAACCGCCGUCGCCGCUUCACCGAGAAUCUGGUUGAAUCUAAAAUGGCUCAUGUGGCGCAAAGCCGAAACGUGAUUCGGCAUGUAGUAUCCAGAGGAACAGCUUUCCACAAAACAGAAAAUGCGAUCCAUCAUCCACUCCUUUUCGCCUGUCAAGGAGUUCGAUACAGAAAACUCGAAGUCAUUCUCACCACGGGCAUAGAGAAGCUUGGGAAAGGUGGUGAGACGGUGAAGGUAGCUCCUGGUUACUUCAGGAAUCACCUUAUGCCCAAACUCCUUGCUGUCCCCAACAUUGACAAGUAUGCUCAUCUCAUCCGUGAGCAACGCAAGAUGCGUAACUAUGAAGAAAAGGAAGAGGUUAAGGUGGUUCAUAAGUCUUCUGAAGUCCAGACUAAAGAGUUUGAAAAGGCAGCUAAGCGCCUGGCCAAUGCCAACUUGGUACUGAGGAAAUUAAUUGACAAGGAGAAGUUCAAAAACCGCUCCUCAAAGGAGGACAAACCAGAUGUGCAAACACCUGUGACAAAAGAAGAGAUAGUCUCUGAGGUGGCGAGGCAGCUGUGUGUGAAGAUUGAUCCGGACAAUGUGGUUCUUACGGAGCCAUUGGCAACUUUUGGGGAGUAUGAGGUUCCUCUGAAGUUCCCCAAGACUAUUCCUUUGCCACCAGGAACUGUUCAGUGGAUUCUCAAAGUCAAAGUCCGUGGCCAUUGAAAUCUUGUACCUUAGAGAAUUGCAGAAAAGCAUUGUUUCUUCAUUUGGGGCUUUUUACAUGUAGGCAGCUGUGUAAACCGGAUGUAAUAAUCCUGUUUAAAUUUAAACCAUGAUUCGAAUUUUG